AUGCUAGCUGAGCUAGCUAGCCAAGAUGGAGCCACCGCUGAGGCUGGCUGCUGUUGGCGUGUGAUGGACAGACCUGCAUGAAUGGAUGUACUGCAGAGGGCUGUGUAAAAUACUGUAACGUUAGACUCAAGAAGCAUUUACGGAUUAACGUUAGGAUUUAAUGUUUGCAUCCACUGUGGCUAGUUUUAAUUUAAAGACGUUUUUUGUUACGCUUUCACUACUUUUAACAUUAACCAACUUCCUAGCUUUUGGCUAACUUAGCUAACGCUAAUGUUUAUUGUGAAGUUAUCGAUCCAUCAGGCGCUUUGCUGCUUAACACUGGACGAUAUACAACAAUUUAUCAAUCUAUUAUUAAUCCAAGUAUAACUGCUGGAUAAUGUUGACUCCACUUUGUUACAUUCAUAUAUUUUUAUAGUUGAUACACUUUUAACGAUCACGCAGUCGUAUUGGGCCUAGCAGUUGUUUCUAAAUUAACAUUGCGGGUAUUUACGGGAUAUUCAACCGAUCAUUUGAUAGACUGCAAAUGUUACAAUAUCAGACGUUCCUGUGGCAAAUGCAUAAACAUCAAUCAUAUUAAUUCAAGUGAUACAGUACAACGUCACCAGGAGAGAAAGAAGAUUCAAGUACACAACACAACAGUUUAAAAUGACUGAAGAUCAUAUCCUGCAUUCAUAAUCUCACUCGGGAUAUACUUGCUAUAAUCAGAAAAAUAUAUUUGAAGUAUUAAAAGUAAAAAUAUUAAUGCAUUGGAAUGCCCCGUUAGCAUAGCGUUGUGGUUUUGAAUUAUUUCUAAAUAUAAAUACAUUAACGUGGAGGCAAAUUUUUAGUGUUGUUGCUGAUGUAAGGUGGGGCUAACCUGAACUACUUUAUAUAGUGUUGGAUUGUUAAUUUCAGAACAGUGCAUCGUCUCUGAAACCUUAAAUUGGUUCCGUGUAUUGUAUUGUACAUCAUAAUCUGCCAAAUAACAUAUAACAGCAGUUUUCUGAGAAAUUAAGGGACUCAAAAGUAUACAUACUUCUGUAAUUUAAUAGAACUGCAAAGAAUCAAAAAAUGGAAAUACUGAAGUAAAAUUAAAGUACAUUAAAAUUUUACUUGAUCUGCUUUUGUCUGCAUGAGCUACAUCAAAGUGUGUACCAGCACUAUUGAUUUGUUGUUAAAUAAAUAAUGAUAAAAUCUAAAAGUGAUGUCUAUGUGACCUAGCCUAUUUAGUGAACUUGACACAAGCAAAUCUGUUUUUAGAAAUUAUUGAAUACUGUUAUUCUGUAUAAUGGAUAUGAUUGGCAGCUGCCUUUAUGGAUGCUUUAACAUUCUAAAAUACAAUUUUAGUGUUAGCUUCCGGCCAUUUGGACGUAAACAUUAAAAGGUAAUUCAGCUAUCAAGUCUGAUUGUCAUUGGCAGGAAAUGACAGUUUAUUGCUGUCCUGCCAUUUUAUAAAUCAGAGAUUCAUCGUGACAGUGCGUUGAAUAAAACUGCAGCCUUGUGGAUUGUCUUUUAAAAAGUUGUUAAAUCCAUCUGUGCAGUAAGAGUGAAUUUGUGUUGUGAGUUUGUGGGUGUAUGUGUGAUGAGAUUGAUAUCAAAUUCUUCCCAUACAUUUGUUGCAUACAAACUGAACAAUUGUGGCCCCUUUAUUUUAUUCAUUAAGGUUCAGUGUAUCUUUGCCAGCCUACAUCAAUCUGCAAAGGAGUUGCAGAAAAGCCUCAUGUUCAUCGAGCCGUAUGGGCAAGAAAACUGUUCCCAUUUAUACUUUUCUACAGCGGGUUUAAAAUUCUGCUGCUGAGGUCUUGAAGAUGCAGAAGGGUACAGUAUGUGGUGCAGAUCGCAGUGUGUAUAAACUAAAUUUUUUCCUUGGAUUUCUGUUGUAUUUUUGUUUUCAAUGUUUUAUAUUUGUAAAGGGCUUGGCUGGAACCCUUGUCUGAAAUGUUUACAUUUCUUAUGACAGUCUUGAUAGCAGGCCUUUCCUGCAUAGUCAAUGUAAUAAUGACAUAAAAUCAUAAUAGCUAAAUGAAACAAAAGUUCGCCAUUUACCAGUAUUGUCAGUCCUAGCCUGAUCCUUUGAUGCUCCACUGUACAGAGUGGAUGUUGAGCCUGAUCACAAGUUAAACUGAUUUGAGGCUCUAAUAUUGUCUAAUUUUUUGAGGUUUGGGUAAGGUAAGCACCAUGAAUAACAGCAAGUACCACAUACAUGCAGAACCACAUGUAAUGUACACAUGUAAACAAAGUCCAGUAGAUGCACAGUUAGUUCAUUACUGGUAAAUAUAAUGUUACACUGAUGAAGUGUGUGGAAAAACUUUGACAAUUAGAAAGAAUUGGUUAUCUCAUUGGCACAGAAUCUUUGAAUUUAUUUAUAAAAACACAUAACUCCUCAAUUAUUUUAUUGUCAUUACAAGAAUAUAUAUUAAAGCACUGGAUACCUCGCACCUACUAUCAAGUAUGUGAGGUCUGUCUCACUGGUUGUGUUUUGGAUUGUUUCAGGGGAUGAGACGCGGCAGAGGGUCAAGUUCACUGACGAGCGAGUCUGCAAAAGUCAUCUUCUCAACUGCUGUCCACAUGACAUCCUGUCUGGAACUCGUAUGGACCUCGGAGAGUGCACGAAGAUCCAUGACCUAGCGCUUCGGGCAGAUUAUGAAAUUGCCUCCAAGGAGAGAGAUCUGUUCUUUGAGCUUGAUGCGGUGGAUCACCUGGAGUCAUUCAUUGCCGACUGUGACAGGAGAACGGAACUAGCCAAGAAGCGCCUGGCUGAGACCCAAGAAGAGAUCAGUGCUGAGGUGGCAGCAAAGGCAGAGAAGGUUCAUGAACUGAAUGAGGAAAUAGGAAAGCUCCUGGCCAAGGCUGAGCAGCUCGGUGCUGAGGGAAAUGUGGAUGAGGCCCAGAAGGUCCUGCAGGAAGUGGAGAAGGUCCGCACCAGGAAGAAGGAUGCGGAGGAAGAGUACAGAAACUCAAUGCCAGCCUCCAGCUUCCAGCAGCAGAAGCUUCGGGUGUGUGAGGUAUGCUCUGCUUACCUGGGUCUCCAUGACAAUGACCGUCGUUUGGCCGACCAUUUUGGUGGGAAGCUUCACCUGGGCUUCAUCCAGAUCAGAGAGAAACUGGACCAACUAAAGAAAACUGUGGUCGACAAGCAGGAGAAAAGGAAUCAGGAGCGCCUAAAGAGACGAGAAGAGAGGGAGAAAGAGGAAAGGAUGAGGAGAAGGACCAGAUCACGGAGCAGAGAGCACAGAAGGUCCCGUUCUCGUGACCGCAGAAGGAGGCGCUCGCGCUCCUCAUCACGAGACAGGCGCCGCUCGCGCUCACGCUCCAGGGAGAGGAGGAGGCGGCAUCGCAGCCGCUCCCGCUCCCGCAGCCGAGGCCACCGUCACAGCCACGAGCAGAGCUCCAGACACAAGUCGUCUAGGGACCGAGAGCGCUCCUCCAGAGACAGGUCACGGGAGCGAGACAGGAGGGACGGGAUGAACGGCAGGUCGGACUCCCGCCGGGCAGACGACAGGGACGCAGGGGACCUCUGAAGACCAAACUCCAUCCACCACCGACACACAAUCUCCUCCUGUCUCUCUCACCUGUCUUGUCUGUUUAUAGUAACCUAAUGUUACACACAGUCCUUGCCUUGACCCCUUUGUUCUCCCGCCUGCCUCCUUUCUUUGCUUUAACAGUUAAUGCAGCCGACCCAGAGUGUACACACACCUGAAAUAUUGUAUGGAGUCACUUAUCUAGCAUCCAGAUAUAUCAGAUUGCAUUUGGAUGGCGGGAUUAGUUAUUGAUCAGUAGUGGAGUGUAUUGUAAUACCCACAUCUGUAUUUGGUGGCUGUCUGUCCAACACAUCCCAUGUCUUGUUAUAAACUACCCUACAAUUAUUCCAACAAACAUGAACUGAUGAUCUGCUGGACUGAAGCAUAAAAUGGAUCUUAUGUAUAUUCUUUUAUUAUUAACCGGUGGUCUUUUGAUACAGAAUCUGUCUGUGAAUAUGUUUGGGCCCACUGAUUGUCAUGGUCUGAAAAGCCUCAUCCUAUCAAGAAGUUGUGUAGUUUUUUGGGAUUUUUUUUUUCUCCCUCUGCUUGAUUGCAGUUCUUGAAUGUCUGCCUACAUAUUUGUCUCCAGUACUUAGUUUGCUGAUGCCCAGUUAAAGUUUUAGGAAAUCAAUUGAAAACCUUAAGGUUUUAAAGUUGCUAGUAUAGGUAUGAAUCUCAUGUCUCUCAUUGUCCACUUUUUUUUUUUGUUUAAACCAUGUUUGUUUUAUGCUGCCAGUAGUGAAGGGAAUCUGUUCAGUUAAGACUUUGGCCAGUCUAAGUAAAUGCUUGGUUUGAGUUUAUAUUGGCUGCAAGUCUCUUGUUUUAUAAUUUGUUCGAGUUUGAUUUCUUUUAUUUAAAAUAAUGAGAAGAGAUGGUAACUCCAAACUUAGUGUCGGCAUGUGAAACAGUAGGCUCAGAAAAUAUACAUUGGAAAUUCAAUGCUGAAACUGUGUACACCUUUGUGUCAAGUCGAACUGAAUUUUUGGCCCAAUUUGAACAAAUUCCCUUGUGAGUAGAUUUAUACGGAAAUGCAAACAGAUUUUAAUGAAUGCAUACCUAAUGUGUGAAGUCAUAUCUGUUUAUGUUCUGCUGGAAAUCUUUCUUUAAUGUCUGAAUUAAACAAUCCCACCAUUUUAA
Messenger RNA from Seriola aureovittata, 4637 nucleotides. It is a transcript of the gene luc7l, whose product is annotated as LUC7-like (S. cerevisiae). Lineage: Eukaryota; Metazoa; Chordata; Actinopteri; Carangiformes; Carangidae. The record is from RefSeq and is a predicted model, not a curated record. Bases 2571 to 3500 code for a protein of 309 amino acids. Gene Ontology annotation, biological process: mRNA splice site recognition. Gene Ontology annotation, molecular function: mRNA binding. The transcript has 10 exons. Gene Ontology annotation, cellular component: U2-type prespliceosome; U1 snRNP.